CUGGAUAGGACACAUCACCAGGAAAACUUCCGCUGCCAGCUGUUUCAACAGAGAGGCGAGUGGGAGAUCCGUGAGUAGCGCUGUAAAAAGCCUUAAGAGAGCCCGAGGAUAUUCAGGAAAUAAGGAAACGACUGAAGGAUACAGCAAUACACAAGAUGGCGCUAGCAAGCGAACCAGUUCAGCAGAACCAGGCCCAGAAGGAUGCGGCCGACCAGAACUUUGACUACAUGUUCAAACUGCUGAUCAUUGGGAACAGCAGCGUGGGGAAGACCAGCUUCCUGUUUCGCUACGCGGACGACUCGUUCACCUCUGCCUUCGUCAGCACCGUGGGCAUCGACUUCAAGGUCAAGACCGUGUACCGCAACAACAAGAGGGUCAAGCUGCAGAUUUGGGACACGGCGGGUCAGGAGAGGUAUCGGACCAUCACCACGGCGUACUACCGAGGCGCUAUGGGCUUCCUGCUCAUGUAUGACAUCACCAGCCAGGAGUCCUUCUACGCCGUGCAGGACUGGGCGACCCAGAUCAAGACGUACUCGUGGGACAAUGCCCAGGUGGUCCUUGUGGGCAACAAAUGUGACCUGGAGGACGACCGACUGGUCCCCACGGAGGACGGGCAGAGGCUGGCGGGGGAUCUAGGUUUCCAGUUCUUCGAGACCAGUGCCAAAGACAACAUCAACGUAAAGCAGGUGUUUGAUCGCCUGGUAGACGUCAUAUGUGACAAGAUGAACGAGAGCGUAAACGGAGACGCCAGCCCUGUAGCCAAUCACAAGACGCCUAGCCUACAGGACACGCCCCCGGAAAGCCAGGGCGGCUGCUCCUGCUGAUAACGCCUUAAACUCACAGAACACAUGCCCACGCACACACACACAAAUAUUCUUUUACACGUACUGUAUGCACUCCCACAGGCACACACAGCAAUUGCCCAAAUGAUUUGCGUUGUGAAUGUAUGUUAAAUUAUUGCUGCUACCAUUCGUGCCCACAGCCUCACUUCUGCUCUCCUGCCCCUGGUACCAACAGUCACCACUACACACCCAAACAGUCAACUGUUUCAAUACCAGUGGCUUCUCACACGUGUUGUGUGUCGUUCUAGGAAUACUAUACACUGAACCAGCUCACAGUGCCAAUCUGCCCUAUAAGUACAGCGAUAAUUAGUAGAUUUUGUUGACUGGAACGAGUUGGCUAAGUACAUAGAUAUACAUACAUAGAAUCGACACAUACUUUUACACCUCUGUCCAGUCGGCACGUUAACUCUUUUGCACUCUUCUAGUCUUCUCUGCUUGAAAGUCUACAUUUACUCAUUUAGCAGAUGCAUUUAUCCAGAGCGACUUACAGAAGGUACAGGGACAUUCCCCCCGAGGCAAGUAGGGUAAAGUGUCUUGUCCAAGGACACAACGUCAUUUGGCACAGCGGGGAAUUGAUCCGGCAACCUUCUGAUUACUAGCCCGACUCCCUCACCGCUCAGCCAUCUGAAGCCAUCUGAAGUUUAACUGACAAAUACGCACUUGUAGCAUAAAGGGAGGCUGAAGUCUAGGCUAUCCAUAACCCAAACAUGACCUCACUGCUGUAUAUCACUGCUUUAGCUUUUUGGCCUUUUCAAUGUUUGCAGGCUGAUUCUGGUAUGAUGAGAGAUACUUUAACGCCCCCAUGUGGAAGGAUGGCACUACAGCAAUUAUCGGUCCACAGUCUAUAUGAAUAUCCUGUUCAACAUGUUUUGAGACUUGUCGGGCCAGGCUACACCAAGUCAGGUAGUCUGGCUGACAUUUUGUGAAUCAUGGAGGAUUUCAGUUCAAGUUGCGCCUGACUGACUAAAUGUGCCACUGUUACUCAGGCCUGCAGUGUGUUGCCCAGCCGCAAUGAUGAGCCUUCCAAAACAUCUAUAUUUUCUUAAUCACUGUUUGGCCACACUGGGUCUGUUUGAGCAACUGUUAUGGCUUUGUAUCAGGAUCUGGCAUAAUGAGUAACGCCAGUCUGACUCAUCAGUCUGAGAGUUCUCGUCUCAAUAUGCUUUCCUUUGUCAUCUAUGAAUGUUUUCUCUCGACUUCCUUAAACGAAUGAAAUAAAACGUGACGUAAACUGAA
Molecule: messenger RNA, 2078 nt
Organism: Hypomesus transpacificus
Lineage: Eukaryota; Metazoa; Chordata; Actinopteri; Osmeriformes; Osmeridae
Gene: rab3da
Product: RAB3D, member RAS oncogene family, a
Exons: 5
Coding region: 156-824 (222 amino acids)
Biological process (GO): protein secretion; regulation of exocytosis; protein localization to plasma membrane
Cellular component (GO): plasma membrane; synaptic vesicle; endosome
Molecular function (GO): GTP binding; GTPase activity
Source: RefSeq, a predicted model, not a curated record